Messenger RNA from Phragmites australis (common reed), 5853 nucleotides. Its product is annotated as putative disease resistance protein At3g14460. The transcript is spliced from 2 exons. Lineage: Eukaryota; Viridiplantae; Streptophyta; Magnoliopsida; Poales; Poaceae. Gene Ontology annotation, molecular function: ADP binding. Gene Ontology annotation, biological process: defense response to other organism. The record is from RefSeq and is a predicted model, not a curated record. Bases 563 to 4684 code for a protein of 1373 amino acids.
UCACCUCACUUUAGUCGUCAAUCUUGUUCCCACAUAACACGAUUAAUUUAUGCACAUAUGAAAUAUAUAUGGUUUCAGAUGAUAUAUAGUAGCCAAUUGUCCGAUACUCGCAACGAGCACUCGAUAAUUUUUAAUGUGCCCAUCACUUGGGUCAAUUAUUACUAAGAAAGUUGUCAGAACUCAGAAGGCCGUCCCUGACGGACACGUAUCCUCUGACUUUAUAAAGUAAUUUGAUAUGUCCUUUUCAGAUUUAACAGUUUAUAAAACUUAAUAUCAUGACAUUGUUCAUUAAGCGAAGUUAGAGGAUACGAUGCCGUCCCUGACUGGUCUGUGCUGAAAAUUACUCACAGUUUAAGUUUUCCGGUCAAGUGGACGGCUGCCUACCCUCUGAGAUUUUGUCCUGCUCGCUUCCCUCCAGUGACGGGCCUCACCUCGUGCCAAUCCCACUUCCACUUCGCUGGCCUUUCUCACCUCCCCAACGCGGCUCACACCCUUGUCGCUGUCGCAGCCGCUGCCACCACCACCACCACCACCGCAUCCAGUUUCCAGUGAUGCACGCCCGAUGAUGGCGGCCUCUCAUUUGGUGAGCGCUGCCCGGUGGAUCGCCGGAGUCAUCACAGAGAAGGUCAUCACCAGCAAGCUAAAGGAAUGGGUUUCCCAGUUCUCGGGCCUCGGAGGCGACGUGGACGACCUCAAGGCACAGAUGAGCUACGUCAAGACGGUGCUAAGCAUGACCGAGGGGAGGCGGAUCCGGAACACUCACCUGACCAACCUUCUCGCCAGGCUGCACCAGCUGAUCCACGAAGCCGACGAUGUGCUCGACGAGCUCGACUACCAUCGCAUCCGUCAGGAGGCGGAGACGGCCGCCACCACAAACAUGGUCAGCGUGCCGUCGGCAGCGGCCACGGCCACCUCCUACGCACUCCAUCUCCUGAGCGAUGUCGCGAGCCACCAUCCGCUGGUCUCCCCUACGUUCAGGGAGGUGCUCAUGUACCCCUGGGGCCGGAGGAAGCGGAGAAAACUCGCGAACCCCACUGCCAACGCCAGUUCCCCGGCUCAGUCGUGGGUGGAGCUUGACAAGAGCUCCCUCAGCCGGCGGAUCAGACAGGUCACAAUCCAGCUGCGCGACGUUGGCGACCAGGUGUGGAAGACACUACAGCUGGAGGAUCUGGAGUCUAUCGGCCCGACGUCUGGUAGCCGGCUUGAGAAUCCACGGUUGACAAGCUCGUACCCCGCCGGAGAGCAGAAGAUGUUUGGCCGGAACGGCCAAAAGGAAAGCAUUAUUGACGUGCUGACCGAUACCAAGUGCUGCAGCCAGAGCAGGCUGUUAGUGCUGCCCAUAGUCGGCAACGGCGGCAUGGGAAAGACGACUUUGUUGCAACACGUGUAUCAUAAUCAGAGAGUACGGAGCUUCUUCCAGAUCAAGAUGUGGAUCUGGAUACCCCGCUGCCACAAGUUCGACGUCGUGCGCCUAACGCGUGAGAUGCUUCUGGAGGCUGCGCAUGCCACCGGAGAGAAGGAGAAUAAGGGGAGCAAAAACCUGAACAGUCUUCAGGCAAACCUCGUGAAAAGGUUGCAGGGGAAGAGGUUUCUGGUUGUCUUCGAUGACCUUUGGGAUGUCGAGAAGAACAAGUGGGAAGUGCUGCUGGCUCCACUGGAGUGGAUCAAGGCCACUAGUAACUGUACAAUCUUGGUCACCACCAGGGACCGGCGGGUUGCAGAGCUGAUCAGAACAGCACCACCGAUCAAUUUGAGUGGUUUGAAGGGAGAAGCAUUCUGGGAUUGCUUCAGAGCUUACAUAUUUGGUGAUGAGAAGCAUGACGGGCAUCAACAUUUAAAAGACAUUGGAAGACAAAUUGCCAGCAAAUUGAACGGUUAUCCGUUGGCGGCAAAAAGUGUGGGGGCAUUACUGAGGAAGGACCUUAGCAUUGAACAUUGGAAUAGAGUUUUAGAGAGCAGAGAAUGGGAAGCGAAGGAUGGAACUGAUGGCAUCAUUUCUAUUCUAAGGCUUAGCUAUGACGACCUUCCUUUUCAUCUCAAGAGGUGCUUCUCAUACUGCUCACUGUUCCCGAAGAGCUAUCAAUUUCAGGAGAAAGAUCUUGUGUUUAUUUGGGUCUCACAAGGCUUUGUUGAUACUGGAUGUGAUAGGAAGCCAGAAGAAGUUGGUCGCGAGUACCUGAAUGACUUGGUUAGUUUGGGCUUCUUUCAGAAGAUGGUCAAUCCUGCAAACUGUCACACUUGCUACCUUAUGCAUGAUAUAAUUCAUGACUUGGCAAUUAAUGUAUCUUCAGAUUAUUGCUUGAUCAUCGAUAGCUUUUCCACGCUCAAUAUGCAAUCAUCGGCAACCAUUCGCCAUCUGUCCAUAAUCACAGAUAAUAUACAUCAUGGGGACAUAUCCAGGAAUGUACCACGUAAUGAGAACAUUGAGAACAUUGUUACCAAGAUAGCCAGUUCGAUGCAGAUGAGAUACCUGAGGUCAUUAAUGCUGUUUGGCAAAUAUGAUUCUAACUUUGCACGUGUUUUCAGAAGGGCUUUCAGAGAAGCAACAAAUAUGCGCUCAAUAAUAAUGCGCAUUAUCCCCUAUCAUGAAGGUUCUCUAUUGCAUGACCUAGGCCAAUGCAUUCAUCUUCGAUACAUAAAAAUCAUUGCUGAUGAUCAUGUUCAGUUCCCGGAAGCUCUGAAUGGACUCUACCAUUUGCAAGUGCUGGAUGUAGGAGGAACCACUGGUGAUCUAUCGGGAAAUGUCUAUAAUGUAUAUAGUGGGGCAUCAACUCAAACAAGGUUGGCAAAACCUGGUGUCCUCACUUCUCUGCAUUGUCUCUAUCUCAAUAACUGCACGGGGUGCAAAAAUUUUCCAGCAUUUUCGCAGUUUCCAGCACUUAAAAAACUGCAUUUGAUUGGUAUGCCUGCUGUAACAGAUUUGCAAACCGCUUCUUUAGAGGAAGUGAUAUUAUCUGAUAUGACAGCACUAGAGACAUGGACUGUCACAGAAAAACACCAACUCAUUGAUGAUCUUAAGGUACUCGAUAUCUGCGAUUGCCCCAAACUGGGAAACUUGCCUUUACCACCUUCUGAUGAAGUGAAUUAUCGCCAAUUUCAAAGAUUGGUGAUUAAGAAUUGCUCUUGCCUGAUGGUGCUUCCUCCACUUCCUCUCGAUCCUAAAAGUAACCUGUCUAUUGAGGAUGUACAGUCAUUUCCAUGUAGAAUCAUAUCUUAUCGUGCAGAUACCAAUCCAUCCUUGCUCCUAAAGGGGAAGGAUGAACUGAGAGUUCUUGAUGGAAGGGUUUUGUCAUUUCGAAAUCUACUUUAUUUGCAAGAGCUCUCCAUUGAUGGAUGUCCUAGCCUUACAAGCAUCUCAUGGGAAGGAUUUCACCAAUUUAGAAUCUUGAAGGAUCUGAACAUAUAUCGCUGCCCGAACCUGCUCUCAAUGCCUAUUACAGAAACAGAGCAACAGCUCGCUAAGGGACUUCUUCCAUCGCUCCAGAGGCUUGAAAUCUGGUCCUGUGGUAUCACUGGGAAGAAUCUAUCUUGUUUACUGUCAAAUCUACCACAUCUCUCUUUCCUGAAGUUAAAAGAGUGUCGUCAAAUCAGAAGAUUGGCUGUGGACCAACAAGCAGAUCAAGGGAGCGCAAUUUUGCUACCUGAUGGUGCAGUAGAUGAUGGGUUGUUGCACAUCAAACCUCAGUCCUUGACAUCAUUACAAGAGUUGUGCUUCGACAGCUGCCCAACAGUUUGUGAAAAUGUGGAGGGUCUCAAAGGACUUGUUACACUCAAAAUAUUGGAGAUACUUGCGUGUCCAAGGUUCCUUUCCUACUUAGUAUUUCAAAAUGAAGAUAUGAAUCACAUCGAAGGUACAUGUCUCCUUCCAUCAUCACUGCGAGAGCUCAAGAUAGACCAGGCAGAGUGGAAGUUGAUGUCCCUCCAUGGACUCACUGCCAUUGAGAGGCUAUCCAUUAGCUACAGCGAACUAGAAGCUCUUGACUUGGAAUCCUGCAUGGGGUUGAAGUACAUUCAUGUUAUUUGUUGUCCAGCACUUUCCACCCUACAAGGUUUGAAAUCGUGUCUUCAGCUUAGAGGAUUGGAAAUAUUUUUUAGUCCCGUGUUUUGGAGAGCAUGGGACCUUGCACUGCAAAGAGAUGGAGCAAGUGAUGAGUUAUCAUUCCCAGUGGAAUUUGUUCGCACGAGCGAUAGUUCAAUUCUUACCUUGUCAAUAUGCAAGCACCUAAAACAGCUUUGGCGGCUAGAGUUUCGCUGCCUUUCCGAUAAACUGGUAAUGGAGCAGGAGAAAGCACUUGAGCAGCUCAUCUCUCUCAAUGAGCUCCAAUUCUUUGAGUGUGAUUGUGACUUCUCCAUACCAGCAGAACUGCAGCAGCUUACAUCACUCAAGAAGUUAGAGCUCAUGAGUUGUUCGACUACUUCCUUAUUUCCGGAAAGAGGCUUGCCACCUGCGUUGGAACAUUUGGUAAUUGUUGACUGCAAGUAUCUCGAGUCAUUACCUGCCGGAAUGCAUGGCCACUCCUUUCUGAAGAACUUGGAGAUAAAGUCCUGUCCACAAAUUCGGUCUCUGCCUAGAGGGGGCCUGCCAGGUUCUCUUCAAGAGCUGAAGUUUGAAAAUUGCAGCAGUAAGCUGCAGGAGGAACUCCAAAGGAUGAAUACAGCUGGAAUGGUAAUAUUAUGGUCAUGAGACGAUUUCUGUGGCUGAGCAGAUACUGGAGCUUUUAUUUCCUCCAAAACGAUACUGGAGUUUUCAGUGAGCUUCCACCCAUAUGCCAGCAUUGCAGGUUGUGUGGCUGCAACAACAUUCUGAUGUACCACAAAACUAAAACUUUGGCAAUAAAUUUCUGAAGACCGGAAUGUGAGUACCUUCAGUUAACUUUGGCUCAGAUUAAGUUAUACAGCAGGUCCAGGGAUCCUUAGUUAUUUCCUGAGAGAUGAAAUCCCCGGCCUUUUGUGUUCUGGCUCACGAGCUUUGGUGGCGGGUGCUAGGCACCUAUGUACCGGCCGAUGUGAUCUCGUUCCUCGACUGGUGGACGGAUCUUCGCCGAUGGGUAGCAAGUAAUUUCCGGAAGGGUCUCAACUCUCUAGAGGACUUUUACGGUACACCUAAAUGAGUGCAUACCGUCCAUUUUUUUAUCCGGUGGCUUAGAUUGGCCCAAUGAUACUCUAUCGCCCAUCAGUAUCAUGGGUAUCAUUAAAGAGUAUCAUGGGUAUCAUAAGGGUAAGAUUGGAAAAAAAAAACUAUGAUAAACUUGUAAAUUAUAUGUUUAAUUAGGGAAGAUCAAAAUGUUAGUUUAUUCUUCGGAUAAGCUUUCACUUAUUCUGUUCAUUUCAUUUAUUAGGGUUUCUACCCUCUGUCGGUCGGUCAAUGAUGGGUGACGAAGGUCCGAAGUCCGAUCAGUCAAUGACGUAAUUACCCAUAAGGGUAUCAAGAUAAUUACAAUAAUACCUACUAAAAUGGACGGUUGGAUUACAACAAUGAUACUUUCCAUCAUCUAGUAUCAUGGUGUACUGUAAAGGUUCUCACUCUCUAAUCCUCCUCACCGCUUGGCGUAUUUGGUUAUCGCGGAACGAUGUUAUUUUCAAUAGCCGUCGCGUCAGCUCUGACACCCUGAUGGCCCAUAUCAUGGAGGACGAUGCACGAUGGUGCGAAGCCGGGGCGAAAAACUUGGCCAUCCUUUGGGAGCGGCUGUGCACGUUUGGCUCAGUGCUCUAAUCCUGUUGCGGCUCAUGUUCAUAGAGGUUGCUUCAGUCAUGUAAUAGCUUCUUAAGAUGAUCCUUCUUUUGACCGUUUAACGGUCGUGGUGUAAUAACUUUAAUUCAUUUCUCUUCUUAAUAUAAAGAUGUGCAACUCUC